GAAUGAGCGUCCAUGAGUUUGUGGAGGAUAAUAUAAAGUUCCAUCCAUGUAGCACCUAUUCCAAAGUAGGUAGCGAUGGCAGAGGUGAAACUUGUGGGGUUUUGGUCUAGCCCUUUUGUUCACAGAGUGAUAUGGGCUCUAAAGUUCAAGGGCAUUAGGUAUGAGUACAUAGAAGAAGACAGGUACAACAAAAGUGAACUACUUCUACAAUCCAAUCCACUUCACAAGAAAGUCCCUGUGCUUAUUCAUGGAGGCAAAGCCAUUGCAGAGUCUCUAGUGAUCCUUGAAUACAUCGAAGAAACAUGGCCACAGAAUCCAUUGCUGCCAAAAGACAACCACCAGAGGGCCUUAGCUCGCUUUUGGAUUAAAUUUGGAGAGGAUUCCAUCGCCUCCAUUACUGAUCUGUUUCUCCGGCCCCCUAAAGAUGAAGAAGAAAGAGCAAGUGCAAGGAAAAAGGCACAAGAGACUAUCAUGGUAAUGGAAGAACAAGGUCUAGGGGAGAAAAAGUUCUUUGGAGGCAACAACAUUAGUAUGGUGGACAUAGCAUAUGGAUGCCUGAGUCAUUGGUUAGAAGGGUUGGAGGAAAUUGUGGGGAUGAAACUGAUUGAAGAAAACAAAUUUCCUCGGUUGCAUGCGUGGACUCAAAAUUUCAAACAAGUUCCUAUCAUUAAAGAAAACCUUCCUGAUUACGGGAAAUUGUUGAUCCAUCUCCAAAAGCGUAGACAGGAAUAUGUCACAUAGCCAACCAGAUCGAGUUUUACAUAUUAGCAAGUGCUUAAUCAAGUUACAAAAGCUUGUUUUCAAUUAAUAUGGUUUGCAUGUAAUUGAAAGAUAUCAAUAAAACUAUAAAGAUUAUUCCUAUCAAUCUAUUGUACGAUCGGAGUGACAAAACAUGUUAUUUAGGCCAUGGCCUAAUCCAUUUUUUAUAUGA
This is a messenger RNA of Cajanus cajan (pigeon pea), 931 nucleotides long. RefSeq names its product putative glutathione S-transferase. The record is from RefSeq and is a predicted model, not a curated record. Lineage: Eukaryota; Viridiplantae; Streptophyta; Magnoliopsida; Fabales; Fabaceae. Gene Ontology annotation, molecular function: glutathione transferase activity. Gene Ontology annotation, cellular component: cytoplasm. Gene Ontology annotation, biological process: glutathione metabolic process.